This is a messenger RNA of Peromyscus californicus insignis, 4066 nucleotides long. RefSeq names its product peptidylglycine alpha-amidating monooxygenase (gene Pam). Gene Ontology annotation, molecular function: protein binding; peptidylglycine monooxygenase activity; copper ion binding. The transcript has 26 exons. Gene Ontology annotation, cellular component: membrane; extracellular region. Bases 484 to 3408 code for a protein of 974 amino acids. NCBI's taxonomy places the organism in Eukaryota, Metazoa, Chordata, Mammalia, Rodentia, Cricetidae. The record is from RefSeq and is a predicted model, not a curated record. Gene Ontology annotation, biological process: peptide metabolic process.
GGAGGGACCGGGAGGUCCCGGAGCCUAGCGCGCCGCCGGGGAGGAGGGAGUCGCCGGGACAGCCGCCGCGGCCGCCGCGUGCUCAGCCUGUCCCCGCCCAGGGAACCGGAGCCACCAACUAACUCCGCCCGGCGCCCGCGGGGGCUCGGGCUUCCGUCCCGGAGAGAGCCUGCGGCCGCGCAGGUUCCGAAUGAUGACUGACGCGGGUCUGCGCGAUAGCCCUCACAGCCCCUGUCCUUGCGAGCGAUAAGGACCUCGCACGUCCGUCCGGCAGCCGCACCGGGGCUCAAGGCGCUCUGGAGGGCGGGCGGCUCCCGCGGGCGGAGCGGACUCCAGUGCCGCUUCCCACGCACCGGGACCAGACCUCCCGGACCCGGCUGCCCGCGCGUCGCCCGUCGCCCGGGGCCAUGAAGUAGCAGUGGCCGCCAGCCCUGCCCUCCCGCCGGCCCGGCUGCUACACGCUGCCCCGGCCCCAGCUCGGACAUGGCCGGACGCGCCCGCAGCCUGCUGCUGCUGCUGCUGCUCACCCUGCAAGGCAGCUGCCUGGCCUUCAGAAGCCCACUUUCUGUCUUUAAGAGGUUUAAAGAAACUGCCAGAUCCUUUUCCAAUGAAUGCCUUGGAACCACCAGACCUGUAACUCCCAUUGAUUCAUCAGAUUUUGCAUUGGAUAUUCGCAUGCCUGGGGUCACACCUAAAGAGUCUGACACAUACUUCUGCAUGUCCAUGCGUUUGCCUGUGGAUGAGGAAGCCUUUGUGAUUGACUUCAAGCCUCGUGCCAGCAUGGAUACUGUCCAUCAUAUGCUACUUUUUGGAUGCAAUAUGCCUUCGUCCACUGGAAGUUACUGGUUCUGUGAUGAAGGAACCUGUACAGAUAAAGCCAAUAUUCUAUAUGCCUGGGCAAGAAAUGCUCCCCCGACCCGGCUCCCCAAAGGUGUUGGAUUCAGAGUUGGAGGAGAGACUGGAAGCAAAUACUUUGUCCUCCAAGUUCACUAUGGGGAUAUUAGUGCUUUUCGAGAUAAUCACAAGGACUGCUCUGGUGUGUCCUUACACCUCACACGUGUGCCACAGCCUUUGAUUGCCGGCAUGUACCUUAUGAUGUCUGUUGACACUGUGAUACCACCAGGAGAGAAAGUGGUGAAUUCUGAUAUUUCGUGCCAUUAUAAAAUGUAUCCCAUGCAUGUGUUUGCCUACAGGGUCCAUACUCACCAUUUAGGUAAGGUAGUGAGUGGAUACAGAGUAAGAAAUGGACAGUGGACGCUGAUUGGACGCCAGAGCCCUCAGCUGCCACAGGCUUUCUACCCUGUGGAGCACCCAGUAGAUGUUACUUUUGGUGACAUCCUGGCAGCAAGAUGUGUAUUCACUGGGGAAGGAAGGACAGAAGCCACCCACAUCGGUGGCACGUCUAGUGAUGAAAUGUGCAACUUAUACAUCAUGUAUUACAUGGAAGCCAAAUAUGCAGUUUCCUUCAUGACCUGUACACAGAACGUGGCCCCAGAUAUGUUCAGAACUAUACCAGCAGAGGCCAACAUUCCAAUUACUGUAAAAUCUGACAUGGUGAUGAUGCAUGGCCAUCACAAAGAAACAGAAAACAAAGAUAAAACUGCUCUAAUCCAGCAGCCAAAGCAUGAAGAGGAAGAGGUGUUAGAGCAGGGUGAUUUCUAUUCACUGCUUUCCAAGCUGCUAGGAGAGAGGGAAGAUGUGGUUCAUGUGCACAGAUAUAACCCUGCAGAAAAGGCAGAAUCCGGUUCAGACACGGUAGCUGAGAUUGCAAACGUAGUCCAGAAAAAGGACUUGGGUCCGUCUGAUGCAAGAGAGGGUGCAGAACGUGAGGAAAGGGGCAAUGCUAUCCUAGUCAGAGACAGAAUCCACAAAUUCCACAGACUAGAGUCAACUUUGAGGCCAGCUGAGAGCAGAGCUUUCUCCUUGCAGCAGCCUGGUGAAGGUCCCUGGGAAGCAGAACACUCAGGAGAUUUCCAUGUGGAGGAGGCACUGGACUGGCCUGGAGUAUACUUGUUACCAGGCCAGGUUUCUGGUGUGGCACUGGAUUCUAAGAAUAACCUAGUGAUUUUCCACAGAGGUGACCAUGUUUGGGAUGGAAACUCUUUUGACAGCAAAUUUGUUUACCAGCAAAGAGGCCUUGGACCAAUUGAAGAAGAUACGAUUCUAGUCAUAGAUCCAAAUAAUGCUGCCAUCCUCCAGUCCAGUGGAAAGAACCUGUUUUAUUUACCACAUGGCUUGAGUAUCGAUAAAGAUGGAAAUUACUGGGUCACAGAUGUGGCUCUUCAUCAGGUGUUCAAACUGGACCCACAUAGCAAAGAAGGGCCUCUCUUAAUUCUGGGAAGGAGCAUGCAGCCUGGCAGUGACCAGAACCAUUUCUGCCAGCCCACUGAUGUGGCUGUGGACCCCAGCACUGGCACUGUCUUCGUGGCAGACGGCUACUGCAACAGUCGGAUCGUGCAGUUUUCACCCGGCGGCAAGUUUAUCACCCAGUGGGGAGAAGAGUCCUCUGGGAGCACUCCUAAGCCAGGCCAGUUCAGUGUUCCUCACAGUCUGGCCCUUGUGCCUCACUUGGACCAAUUGUGUGUGGCAGACAGGGAAAAUGGCCGGAUCCAAUGUUUCAGAACUGACACCAAAGAAUUUGUGAGAGAGAUUAAACAUGCAUCAUUUGGAAGAAAUGUAUUUGCAAUUUCAUAUAUACCAGGUUUGCUUUUUCUGGUGAAUGGGAAGCCUUACUUUGGCGACCACGAACCUGUGCAAGGUUUUGUGCUGAACUUUACCAGUGGGGAAAUUAUAGAUGUCUUCAAGCCAGUACGCAAGCACUUUGAUAUGCCCCAUGACAUUGUUGCCUCUGAAGACGGGAAUGUGUAUAUUGGAGACGCGCACACAAACACCGUGUGGAAGUUCACCCUGACCGAAAAAAUGGAGCAUCGAUCAGUUAAAAAGGCGGGCAUUGAGGUCCCAGAAAUCAAAGAAGCCGAGGCAGUUGUUGAAUCCAAAAUGGAGAACAACCCCACCUCCUCAGAAUUGCAGAAGAUGCAAGAGAAACAGAAACUGAUCAAAGAGCCAGGCUCGGGAGUGCCCGUGGUUCUCAUUACAACCCUUCUGGUUAUUCCUGUGGUUGUCCUGCUGGCCAUUGUCAUGUUUAUUCGGUGGAAAAAAUCAAGGGCCUUUGGAGAUUCUGAACACAAACUCGAAUCAAGUUCUGGAAGAGUACUGGGAAGAUUCAGAGGAAAAGGAAGUGGAGGCUUAAAUCUUGGAACUUUCUUUGCAAGCCGUCAAGGCUACAGCAGAAAAGGGUUUGACCGCCUCAGUACAGAGGGGAGUGACCAAGAGAAAGACGAAGAUGACGGAAGCGAAUCGGAGGAGGAGUACUCCGCCCCGCUGCCCACACCUGCACCUUCCUCCUGAACUCCAGGCCCUCUUGUAGGUUGAGUGGAGUUUACCAAGGAUGCCCAGACUCCUUUCCCUUUAGUGUGUGUAAAGUUCUGUGCAUUUGAUUGUAAACUGUACUAGUCUAUGUGGGACUGUACACACCUUAUUUACUUCAUUUGGUUAUAUUGGCUUCUGUUUCUAGGUGAGGGGUUUCCUAACAGUUCACUACAGUGCCAUUGUCUUUAUAUGAACUUAGAGUAGAGAAGCUGCCCUCCUCCUCCAUCACAGCACUCCUAUCCCAGGAUGGAAGUACUGCUCAUUUACAUUUGGAGACUUUUUUGUGGAUGUAAAUAGCCCCUUUCUCUGCUUGAACACAGUAUUUUCCCAAUCCACACCCCUUGCCAGUGUCUUUCUUUGGUGCCUUUCCUGUUCAGCAUUCUCAGCCUGUGGCAGUAAAGAGAAACUUUGUGCUACACGACGAAAAGCUGCUAAAUCUCCUUCUAUUUUUUUAAAAUCACUAACAUUAUAUUGCAAUGAGAGAAAUUUUAAAAAGUCUCUAUUUAAAUUCUUUUUUUAAAUUUCUCUUCAGUUGGUGUGUUUCCGGGAUGUCUUAUUUUUAGAUGGUUACACUGUUAGAACACUAUUUUUCGGAAUCUGAAUGUAAUUUGUGUAAUAAAGUGUUUUCAGAGCAUUA